AUGAGUGCCGCCAACGGUCGACAACCGGAAGUGCAGCCGUGUCGAUACAAAGUCGGCAAGACUUUGGGCGCUGGUUCAUACUCGGUCGUUAAGGAAUGCGUACACAUAGACACCGGUCGCUACUAUGCGGCCAAGGUGAUUAACAAGCGCCUGAUGGCCGGCCGGGAACACAUGGUUCGCAAUGAAAUCGCCGUGCUCAAGAAGGUGUCCAUGGGCCACCAGAACAUCCUGACCCUCGUCGACUACUUCGAGACCAUGAACAACCUCUACCUCGUCACCGACCUCGCCCUCGGCGGCGAGCUCUUCGAUCGCAUCUGCCGCAAAGGCUCCUACUACGAAUCCGACGCCGCCGACCUCAUCCGCGCCACCCUGUCCGCCGUCGCCUACCUGCACGACCAUGGCAUCGUCCACCGCGACCUCAAGCCCGAGAACCUCCUCUUCCGCACGCCCGAGGACAACGCCGACCUGCUGAUCGCCGACUUUGGUCUCAGCCGGAUCAUGGACGAGGAGCAAUUCCAUGUCCUGACCACCACCUGCGGCACACCCGGCUACAUGGCCCCAGAGAUCUUCAAAAAGACCGGCCACGGCAAGCCCGUCGACAUCUGGGCUUUGGGAGUCAUCACCUACUUCCUGCUGUGCGGCUACACCCCCUUCGACCGUGACUCGGACUUUGAGGAGAUGCAGGCCAUCCUCAAUGCCGAUUACUCCUUCACCCCACUCGAGUACUGGCGCGGCGUCUCGGACAACGCCAAGGACUUUAUUCGCAGGUGCUUGACUAUCGACCCGGCCAAGCGCAUGACCGCCCACGAGGCACUGCAGCACCCCUUCGUUGCUGGCUGGGCCCGCGGAACCGAUGGUGCGGAGGCCGAUAAGGGCGCUAACCUGCUGCCGACCGUCAAGAAGAACUUUAAUGCGAGAAGGACGCUGCAUGCGGCUAUCGAUACAGUACGUGCUAUUAACAAGCUGCGUGAGGGCCAGUUCAUGAACGGCGGAAGGAGCCGUGAGCCCGCGAAGAAAGCGGCAGCGGGUGCGGGUGCGGUGCCCCCAGCAGCAGGAGGUGGAGGAGGAGGCCCAGGAGUGGAUGACGGAUUGGCGGUAGCGCUCGGCCCAACGCUCGGGAAGGAGGCGAGCAUGGUGUCAACGGCGAGCAGCAAUGUCACCAAGGACAGCGGCUACGCGACGCAGCCGGAAGGGGAGGGAGGCUCUAGAGACGGGGACGAUGUUCUUAUGAAGGAUGCGUCGGUGCCAGCGCCAACAUCAUCAUCGCCAGCGCCGGUGCAUGGGAACACACAGAUUGCACAGCAUGCGGGGGUGCCGAGUAUCCUACGGCCGGGCAGUAUCGAGAAUAAGGUUGUCGAGACUGGUAAAGGCUUGUGGAAUGGGACUAGUGUUAAGCGAUGA
Messenger RNA from Neurospora hispaniola, 1401 nucleotides. Its product is annotated as calcium/calmodulin-dependent protein kinase type I. The transcript has 2 exons. The record is from RefSeq and is a predicted model, not a curated record. NCBI's taxonomy places the organism in Eukaryota, Fungi, Ascomycota, Sordariomycetes, Sordariales, Sordariaceae. Gene Ontology annotation, biological process: protein phosphorylation; cellular response to oxidative stress. Gene Ontology annotation, molecular function: calmodulin binding; ATP binding; calcium/calmodulin-dependent protein kinase activity. The coding region runs from base 1 to 1401 and encodes 466 amino acids.